Molecule: messenger RNA, 774 nt
Organism: Hyla sarda
Lineage: Eukaryota; Metazoa; Chordata; Amphibia; Anura; Hylidae
Product: nicotinamide N-methyltransferase-like
Exons: 3
Coding region: 1-774 (257 amino acids)
Cellular component (GO): cytosol
Molecular function (GO): N-methyltransferase activity
Source: RefSeq, a predicted model, not a curated record
AUGGAUUCCAGCCCCCAUAAGAUCUAUCAUGUACACGGAUUUGAUUCCAGACAAGCCCUGGAGGAUUAUUUUUCAGAUAAACCUGAUAUGGCCUUUGAAGAGGAUGCCUUGAUGUUUCCCAUUGAAAAUCUUAAGAAAACUUUCACAGAGGAACAUAUUAAAGGAGAUGUCCUGAUAGACCUCAGCGCUGGUUCCUAUGUCCAUCAUCUGUUUUCGGCCUGUGAGUUUUUCAAUCACACCAUAGUCCUGAAGGUCCAAGACAGAUGCAUCAUGGAGCUGAAGAGAUGGCUGGACACACGGACGGGAGCAUUCAAUUGGGGCCAUGUCACAAAACUUCAUGUAGAAAAAAGUGACCAGUUGCAGGACAAAGAAGAAAAAGUUAGAUCGGCCAUUCAACAUGUGAUGAGAUGUAACCUUGAGAAAGAAAAUAUGACGGAUCCGAUAGUCUUACCACCAGCAGAUUGUAUCAUCAGCGCUUGGCUCCUAGAUCAGAUCAGCAAAGACCAAGAGGAUUAUAUAAGAUAUCUCAGGAAGUUCUCAGGGUUACUAAAACCGGGAGGACACCUGAUAUUAAUUGGGAUUUUAGAUACAACAUAUUUUGAAGUUGGGAAAGACAAGUUCCAUGCUCUCACAUAUGAUGAGGAUUUUGCCAGGAAAGCUCUAGUUGGAGAAGGAUUUGUUAUAGAUAACUGUGUGGUUAAGAAGAGAACGGCUGUGAGUGACCUUAUUGAUUAUAAAGAACUUGUAUUUAUUGAUUCUCACAAGCAGAAGUAG